AAGAAAGAAAGAAAGAGCGCGUGUGAUGUGUUUGUGUAUCCUCGGUGUUUUUCUCUCUUGCGUGUUUCAUUGAGUGUAAACAGACUCUUGUCUCUGUGUAUUUAAGUGUUAAGACAAUGAUGAUGAUGAGAUGUGCUGUAAAUCAGUAGGAAAUUAUCUGUCCAUGCUGGAUAUAUUGAUGAUUUCAUCACAGAAAUCUCUCAGCUGAAGAAAGAGGUGGCGUUACUUGAGACAAAGCUGAUAUCAAGAGGAGAUUUAGCAAUGAAUCGAGAGGAUGUGGAUUGUUGUGAAUCUUCAGUGUAUGUGACUGAUGAUGUGAGUCUGGAUUCAGUGUGGAUGAGCAGAGAUCAGAGCCGCACACCACAGACACUGCUGGACUUUAAACUCUCUGAAGAGAAAUCCAGACACACACAAGACUCCGAUCUCAGUCUGACUUUACUCUCAGAAAUGAAAUCUGAACCCACAGAAAUCAAAAUUGAACCCACAGAAAUAAAAACUGAACCCACAGAAGAGGAAGAUUGCACUGACGAAGAUGAUGAUUUUCUUCCAUCAGAUGUGAAGAGUGAUUCAUGUUUGGAUAUAGAAAUAACGUCCUCAACAUCAAAAGAGCGACUGACAGCACAAACUCUUUCCUGCAUCACCUGUGGAAAGACAUUCAGCUCACAGAGACAUUUAGAGAGACAUGAGAGAAAACACACAGAACAGAAACUCUUCACCAGAUCUGAGAUCAGCUUUACUACCUUACAAGAGAAGAAACUUCAUUCAGAAGACCACAGAGAGAAGAAGAAGAAGAAGCAGUUUCACUGUGAGCAGUGUGGGAGGAUUUGUGUCUCUUCCUCUGAUCUAAAUGUUCACAUGAGGACACACAGUGAUGAAAAGCCUUUCAACUGCACUGAAUGUGGAAAUUCCUUCAAAACCAAACAAAAUCUUGAUAUUCAUCAGAGAGUUCACACAGGAGAAAAACCUUUCAAAUGCUCUCAGUGUGCUGAGACUUUUUCUCAGUCAGGUUACUUAAAAACCCAUCAGAGAGUUCAUACUGGAGAGAAACCUUAUCUCUGUAGUGUCUGUGGGAAGAGUUUUACUCAACAUGCUACAUUACUAAAUCACACGAGACUUCAUACAGGUGAAAAACCUUUUAAAUGCUCUCAUUGUGACAAGACGUUUGCUUAUUCAAGUCACUUCAAAUCCCAUCAGAGAGUUCAUACUGGAGAGAAACCUUACGUCUGCGCUCACUGUGGAAAGAGCUUUUCUAAUUCAUCUGAAUUAAGAGUUCAUCGAAGAGUUCACACUGGAGAGAAACCUUAUCAAUGUAGUGUCUGUGGGAAGAGCUUCUCUAAUUCAUCUCAUUUAAGAGUCCAUCAGAGAGUUCAUACUGGAGAGAAACCUUAUCACUGUAGUGUUUGUGGGAAGAGUUUUAGUCAACGGGCUAACUUACUAAAUCACCAGAGACUUCAUACAGGUGAAAAACCUUUCAAAUGCUCUCAGUGUAAUAAGACGUUUGCUCACUCAGGUUCCUUAAAAACCCAUCAGAGACUUCAUACUGGAGAGAAACCUUAACACUGUAAUGUUUGUGGGAGUUCAUCAACAGUCAAACUUUGUAAAACAAGUUAAUAGUAAAAUAAGAACAAAAAACUAAGACUA
Molecule: messenger RNA, 1641 nt
Organism: Misgurnus anguillicaudatus (oriental weatherfish)
Lineage: Eukaryota; Metazoa; Chordata; Actinopteri; Cypriniformes; Cobitidae
Source: RefSeq, a predicted model, not a curated record